CUCAGAAAUUAGGCCUAGCUAAGCCUCCUUCCUUGCCACUAAGUGCUGAAGAAUGGGUAAAACCAAAGCAGGGAUCCCUACAGCAUGGAGGCUCCGUACAGCCUCGUGCAUUAUGUAGGGAAGAGUUUGCACUUCAACCUCAGGUGCUGCUUUCAUGUUUCCAUGUAUUCCAUAAAGCAUGUCUGAAAGCCUUUGAAAAAUUUACAGAUAAAAAGUCUUGUCCUAUUUGUAGAAAAAAAAAGCAGUAUCAGACCAGAGUACUACAUGACAGAGAAUGCUUGUUUAAAAUAAAGUGCACUGUUAGAAUUCAAGCUUCCUGGAGUGGAUAUAUGAUUAGAAAAUAGCAUAAAAAGCUAAGAAACAUAGUGCCUCCAAAAGACAGAAAGGAAUUCCUUAAGAAAAAGGUUCAACAGCUCAGCAAUCAACUAUUGAGUUCUUAUGACAUCCACCUAAAUGACUUUUUUUUUUUAAAGCUAGAUUCUUCAGCUGCAAGUUGAGAUAUAAUUCAGCAGUCAUAAGGAAAAGAAAUAUUAGUAAGUGAAACCAACUGGGAAAAGAUCCAGAUGCAGGCAAUUCAUCACGAGAUAUUUGACUGUCCUAUCUGUAUCAUGUCACUCAGUCCUAGAGUCCAUCCUGCCCAUCUCUCUUCUGGUAACAGCAACCAGUUUUCGCAACACUUGACAGAAAAAAGUUCUUGUUCACAUUUGUUCCAUCAUGCCUGGCUUCAAGCAUUUGAAGAGUCUUCCUUGGGAGAGCGACCUAUUUGUCCCUUAUGUCACUCUUAUCAGAAGAAAAUCUUCACAUGUUGA
Molecule: messenger RNA, 809 nt
Organism: Merops nubicus (carmine bee-eater)
Lineage: Eukaryota; Metazoa; Chordata; Aves; Coraciiformes; Meropidae
Gene: RNF32
Product: ring finger protein 32
Molecular function (GO): protein binding
Source: RefSeq, a predicted model, not a curated record